AUGGGCUGUAUCCAAAGCAUUACCUGCAAGGCGCGGAUCCGUCGCGAGAACAUUGUGGUGUACGAUGUGUGCGCCACCAUCGACCAGUGCCCCACGCGCAUCGAGGAGACCUCGCCCAUCGUCCUGCGCUACAAGACCCCCUACUUCAAAGCUUCGGCCCGCGUGGUCAUGCCCCCCAUCCCCCGCCACGAGACCUGGGUGGUGGGCUGGAUCCAGGCGUGCAACCAGAUGGAGUUCUUCAACACCUACAGCGACCUGGGCAUGUCAAGCUGGGAACUGCCUGACUUGAGGGAAGGGAGAGUAAAAGCCAUCAGUGACUCAGAUGGGGUGAGCUACCCUUGGUACGGGAACACCACAGAAACUGUGACCCUGGUUGGCCCCACCAACAAGAUCUCCAGGUUCUCCGUCAGCAUGAAUGACAAUUUCUACCCCAGUGUGACAUGGGCAGUGCCAGUGAGUGACAGCAAUGUGCCACUGCUCACAAGGAUCAAGAGGGACCAAAGUUUCACUACCUGGCUGGUGGCCAUGAACACCACCACGAAAGAGAAGAUCAUUCUGCAGACGAUCAAGUGGAGGAUGAGGGUGGACAUUGAGGUGGACCCUCUUCAGCUCUUGGGGCAACGGGCCCGGCUGGUGGGCAGGACUCAGCAGGAGCAGCCCCGGAUCCUGAGCCGGAUGGAACCUAUCCCCCCCAACGCACUAGUGAAACCCAAUGCCAACGAUGCCCAGGUCCUCAUGUGGAGGCCCAAGCGGGGGCCACCUCUGGUUGUGAUCCCUCCUAAGUAGAAGCAGACUGGCCUGACUGUGUGUGGAGCACACGCCACUGAGACACACAGUGAGGUUGCCAGGGGUGGCAGGAGCCAAACUGAGUUUCUGAGCCAAAGCAGACCUCGUGGUUUGCCAGCCUUUGCAGCCACUUGUGAAGAGUAGAGCUGCUCCUUGGGUGGUACAACCAUAAUCCUUAGGAAAAAUCCCUUCCUUUUAGGAAUAAA
Lagenorhynchus albirostris (white-beaked dolphin) is the source of this 992-nucleotide messenger RNA. It is a transcript of the gene FAM78B, whose product is annotated as family with sequence similarity 78 member B. The transcript is spliced from 2 exons. Bases 1 to 786 code for a protein of 261 amino acids. The record is from RefSeq and is a predicted model, not a curated record. NCBI's taxonomy places the organism in Eukaryota, Metazoa, Chordata, Mammalia, Artiodactyla, Delphinidae.